Protomyces lactucae-debilis is the source of this 1654-nucleotide messenger RNA. RefSeq names its product guanine nucleotide-binding protein subunit alpha. Gene Ontology annotation, molecular function: GTPase activity; GTP binding; G protein-coupled receptor binding. The record is from RefSeq and is a predicted model, not a curated record. Gene Ontology annotation, cellular component: heterotrimeric G-protein complex. Lineage: Eukaryota; Fungi; Ascomycota; Taphrinomycetes; Taphrinales; Protomycetaceae. Gene Ontology annotation, biological process: G protein-coupled receptor signaling pathway. The coding region runs from base 342 to 1406 and encodes 354 amino acids. The transcript is spliced from 3 exons.
CAUCCUCCCAUCCUCCCUUCCGCCAACAAACAAACGCAGCUCGUGGCAAUACAGCCGGCAAUAAACCAACAGCCCAUCCAUCCUCUGCCCGAACCUUCUCUUGCGUUUUAUCCGCAGCGAAAGGCCACUCAGCGCACCUCCCCUCUUCUCGCACUAGCAAAGACUUGCAAAGUCAGACAUCUGCGACAACCGACCUCCUCCCUACAGAUCCAACACAGAGACCUUUCGCCUUCCUCUGCGCAAAGCAUCCAAACACCGAUCAAACAGGCAGUCCCAGCCUAAACCACCCGUCAAACCAAACGAACCCUACGCAGGCCCUGUUUACAUAAAUUAAAUUCAAGAUGGGUUGCGGCAUGUCUUCAGAAGCGCCCAACCAGGACAAGCAGAGGAACGAUGAGAUAGAUACACAGCUAAAGAAGGACCGUAUGCUCAUGCGGAACGAAAUCAAGAUGCUUCUACUUGGCGCCGGAGAGUCUGGAAAAUCAACCAUUCUCAAGCAGAUGAAGCUCAUCAACGAAGGCGGCUACAGCGCCGACGAGCGCGAGUCCUUCAAGGAAAUCAUCUUCUCCAAUACCGUGCAAUCAAUGCGCGUCAUCCUCGAAGCCAUGGAGAGUAUGGAGUUGGCCCUCGCUGACCCGCGGAAUGAGUACCACGUCCAAACAGUCUUCAUGCAACCCAACCAGAUUGAAGGCGAUCAUCUCGCACCCGAAGUUGGCACCGCCGUCAAAUCACUCUGGCUCGAUGCCGGCAUCCAAAUGUGUUUCCAGCGAUCGCGCGAGUUCCAACUCAAUGAUUCGGCACAAUAUUACUUCAACUCAAUUGAUCGGAUUGCGGCUGCCGACUACCUGCCCACCGACCAGGAUGUCCUCCGGUCCCGUGUCAAGACAACCGGUAUCACAGAGACCACCUUCAUCAUUGGCGAGUUGACGUACCGUAUGUUUGACGUGGGCGGCCAGCGAUCAGAGCGUAAGAAGUGGAUCCACUGCUUUGAGAAUGUCACCACCAUCUUGUUCCUAGUGGCCAUUUCAGAGUACGACCAGCUGCUUAUGGAAGAUGAAACAGUCAACCGUAUGCAGGAAGCGCUCACCUUGUUUGACUCCAUCUGCAAUUCCCGGUGGUUCGUCAAGACCAGCAUCAUUCUCUUCCUCAAUAAGAUUGAUCGCUUCAAGGAAAAGUUGCUCAUAUCGCCAAUGAAGAACUACUUCCCAGACUACGAUGGUGGCGAAGACUACAACUCCGCAUGCGAUUACAUCCUCAACCGAUUCGUCUCACUCAACCAAAGCGACGUCAAGCAAGUCUAUACCCACUUCACCUGUGCUACAGAUACACAGCAAAUCAAGUUCGUCAUGGCGGCCGUCAACGACAUCAUCGUGCAAACCAACUUGCGCGAAGUUGGUCUGCUUUAAGGAAGUGGUGAUUUGGUUGUCUCUUGUUUUUUGUGUCCUUUUUUGGGGAGGGUCUUCUCGAGGUGAUGCAGGAUCUUGGGGAGCUUUCAAGUGGGAUUCGAGGGUGCAAUCCUGGGCUGGGUUUGUAUGGAUGAGAAGCACGCCUCGGGCGACUGAAUCUACAAAAGGGUCCCUCCAUCAAAAACCCCUCUAAUCUUGUGCGCACCUCGACCACCUCACAAAAUACACUGCGCCUACUUUAUUCUUCC